Molecule: messenger RNA, 1593 nt
Organism: Silurus meridionalis
Lineage: Eukaryota; Metazoa; Chordata; Actinopteri; Siluriformes; Siluridae
Exons: 8
Coding region: 31-1593 (520 amino acids)
Source: RefSeq, a predicted model, not a curated record
GUGGCGCUGACGUCAUUGUAUGAGGAUCCCAUGCUCCAUUGUGAUUUUCCACUCGAACUACAAGAACAGUUUAUGCUGCUGGAUAACCUGGUUGAGCAUCAAGAAAUCAAUGAUGAGCUCCAAAGUCUUGAUGACGUACUUCAAGAGCUGCAGGGAGAGGAGGAAGCAGCACCAGUAAAAACACCUGGACCAAGGGUACAUUGGAGAAAAAGAGACAGUGAUGGAAACAUUGUCUAUGCAAGACCAAGAUCAAGCAGGAAUCAGUCAAACGAGGCUGAUCACAUUCGGAAAACUGAUCUUCACAUCAGUGCUCCUGACACUAACUGUGAUGUGACCUUUUCUCCAGAGACUGUUGAGUGUUUCAUGCAAGAUCUCCAGCACUCACUGAGCGAUUCUUUAGAUGAUGAUGCAUCAGCUCUUGGAACCUCAAGAGAUCCUCUCUUAGUUUCCUCAAACUGGAGUACAAGACAAAGUCUUAUUUCAGAGAAGUGGAGGGCAGAGAGACCCCGCCUGGUGAACACGGCUGUGGCACGAGAAAAUGUGCUAACACACAUCUGCCAACUGUGUGGAAGCAAUCCAGCUGCUGUCCGGUGUUGUGACUGUCGACCACGCCCCUUCUUUUGUGCUGAAUGUGAUGUCAUCAUGCACACCAGACAUGUUCUCCAUAACCGAGAUGCCAUGACUCCUGGAUUCUACCAGCCAUUGCCUCCAACUACUUGUGUUGUAGAUACGGCUCUUUCCCAUUGUGUGCGCCAUGUGCCUGUGGAGGUUCCUGACAAAAUUUGCGGUUGUUCACCAGAGUCAUUGAGGGUCAGCCCAGGGAAGACUGUUGCUGUGAUCACAAUGAAUGAUAACGGACCACCAGUGGACGUGAUCAUACCUGAUCUGGAGGAAUUAGACGGUCUCAGGAAAGGCGAUCACUUCAGAACUCCAGAACAGAGGCCAAGGAGGCGAGGAAGAAGAGGCGGGGUGCGGGAGCGUAUGAGACAACAACAUCCGUCUCGCAUUCCCCUGCCUUCAAUUAUCCUGUCCAACGCCCGUUCUCUCCGUAAUAAAACUGACGAACUCCAGGCUCUUGUUCGCCAUCAGCACGCAUUUAAAGACGCCUGUAUUCUGGCCUUUUCAGAGACCUGGCUCGGGGAAAGGGACGCUGACGGUGAUUUAGUUAUAGACGGGUUUGGGAUCCCGUUUCGCACCGACAGAACGUCCACGACUACCGGGAAAUCAUGCGGAGCUGACCAUAACUGUGUGUACUUGGUUCCAUCCUAUCGGACAUGUCUUCAGAGGGGGAAGGUGACAACUAGAAACAUCAAAGUGUGGUCGGAAGAGGCCACCCUCACCCUCCAGGGCUGUCUGGAGAGCACAGACUGGGAGGUGUUCACUGAAUCCUCUAGAGACAUUCACGAACUCACUGAUGUGGUCAGUUCAUGGGUGAAAUGGAGUGGAGCAUAUCAGGAUGGGGCUGGUUUAACACUAGGAGAGGAGGUGGAACAGUGCAAUGCUUUCCUCUCCAGGAUUGCAGUGACCACAAAACACAUGUCUAAAGCAGUCUUCUACUGCACUUGUCACAUCAUUACAGGGGGAAUAUGGUAA